This is a messenger RNA of Betta splendens (Siamese fighting fish), 2511 nucleotides long. RefSeq names its product pleckstrin homology domain containing A2 (gene plekha2). NCBI's taxonomy places the organism in Eukaryota, Metazoa, Chordata, Actinopteri, Anabantiformes, Osphronemidae. The coding region runs from base 399 to 1670 and encodes 423 amino acids. Gene Ontology annotation, molecular function: PDZ domain binding. Gene Ontology annotation, cellular component: cytoplasm; membrane. The record is from RefSeq and is a predicted model, not a curated record. The transcript is spliced from 12 exons.
AGGAAUCACAAACUGCCCAACAAACCGCCCGGCGCGCGCGACUCCCUCCAGUUCCUCAACGCGAGCGCACGAGCGCAGGGGAGGAGGACCUGACUGGGGCUACGAGGGCGCAUAGAUCACAUCCGGGGCUGGUUUAUUCUAAUAACGAAACGUCCAACCCGGAAAGAACACAAGUCUGCUGUAAUCCGAGCACACAAACAAACAGACGCAGGCGAGACGCCCCGAUGCGCCGCGGCUCCGUAACUGUGCGCUGCUCGGAAAAGUUGGUGAAAACUUCGUGUGCCAUGCGUCCGUCCGCCAAAGCGGCGUCCCUCCGCUCCGCCUCGUAGCCGCGCAGGGCGCUGGCUGUGGCGCACACUGACAGAGUCUCCGCAGCGGUGACAUGCGAUAGCGGCAGCAUGCCGUACGUGGACCGCCUGAACCGCGUGUGCGGCUUCCUGGACCUGGAGGAGAAGGAGAACAGCUGCCGCUUCCAGAGGCGCUACUUCAUCCUGGACACGCAGGGGAACGCUCUGCUGUGGUACAUGGACAACCCUCAGAACCUGCCCAGCGGAGCCAGCUUCGUUGGCAGCCUGAAGCUGACCUACAUCUCAAAGGUGAGCGAAGCGACAUCGAAGCAAAAACCCAAGACCGAGUUCUGCUUCGUCAUCAAUGCGGUUUCCCGGCGGUACUUCCUCCAAGCCAACGACGUGCCUGACAUGAAGAGCUGGGUGGAUGCUCUGAACAAGGCCAGCAAGAUCACGGUUCCCAAGUCCGGCCCGGCUCCUCCGAGGCCCGAUGUGACUGCUGUGAUCAGCGACGCCCAGACGAGGCAGCGGCAGCAGGCCUACAAGACGGAGAUCAUCGGCGGCGUGGUGGUGCACACUCCAAUCCAGAACGAGAGCGAGGAGGCAGAAGGCAGAGAGAGGAAGGGCAACAGGCCGGGUGUGCUCAGAUGCGGUUACUGUGUGAAACAGGGAAAUGUGAGGAAGAGCUGGAAGAGGCGCUUCUUCACCCUGGACGACAACGCCGUCAGCUACUUCAAGUCUGAGACGGAUAAGGAGCCUCUGCGAGCCAUUCCCCUGAGGGACGUCCAGAAGGUCCACGAGUGCCUCGUCAAGUCCGGUGAGCUCCUGCUGAGAGACAACCUGUUUGAGAUCAUCACCAGCAGCAGGACCUUCUACAUUCAGACAGACUCUCCAGAGGACAUGCACGGUUGGAUCAGAGACAUCGAGACGAAGAUCCAGGACUUCAGAGGUCCAUCAAAGAAUAUCUUCAAACGAGCGUCUUCCCUCUGCCGGAGUCACAACGCGUCUCAAGGCCGACCCAGCGAGGACCGGCGGCCGCAGCUGGUCAAGUCGUGCUCGGUGGCGCCGGGCUGGCAGCCGUGGACCCCGGUUCCGCCCGGCGAGCCCUCCAUCCUGGACGCGGAGGACGAGGACAGCGCCUUCAGCUCCCUGCCCAACCUGCCGUCCCUGUCCUCGUCGUCCACCUCCUCCUCCACCUCGUCCUCCUCCAACUCCCUCUCCAACCCCAACCCCGGGCCGUCCGCCAGCGGACUGGGCCUCCUGACGGCGACGGGGGACGCGGCGUUCGUGCGCAGGAGGCACCGCUCGCAGCCUCAGGCCCAGAGUGAAUGCAGCUUUCCCUUCAGCCUGGACGACGAAGGCAUCCGCACCACAGACGUCUAGUCCGACCCGCCUGUGGGGACUAAGAGGUGUGUGCGCUCCCGUGAAAUGAAUGUGACUGGUAUCAAUAGUAUUCCCUGCUAAUGAAGUGGCGUCCGUGAGCGCCCCCUGCUGGUCCUGCCGCUUGCAGGAGGCCGAAGGGAGCGGUUGUGGCUGUUCACGGGACAGUGAAAAGGGUGAUGGGGCUCUUUUUUUAAAGCGCCGUCCUCUGAAAACUUGAAUACUCUGUAUUUUAAUUAUUUUUACUCACAUCCAUUCGCAGGGCACAUGGUUUUAACCUAAUGCACUUACUUCCCACGCGUAACAUUUCUGCAAGCGUUGUUGAACCCUGCUACAGUACAAGUACACACCUCAAGUGUUUUAAGGCAUUUCAACACAUUACACAUUUUUUUUAUAUUCAAGCUUGGUCAUUUCUUUUGAGCAGUGUUUUCCCCUCAUUUCGUCCUGAGACACACACAAUGUGAGUUUAUCCACGUUGAUAAUUAACAAGCGUUUAUCACUAAGAUGUAAUCGGGCGUCUGGGGGAAGGUGUCCUCAUAUAAAGGUACGCACACACCGACCCGGUCGCCGUCCGCAGCCGUGUUCAGGCUCAGGCACCAUUUAAUACUUGGCUAAAGGAUCAAUUGUCUCUGUUUUUUGCGGUACUUGUUGUAGAAUGUACUACCGGCAUCGAAGUACCGCCUGACGGCUUUCUACACGUGAUGCUUGUUGUAUUUGUCCGUGUGGACCCACGUGCCACACUUCUGUGUUGCUGUUGUGUUUUCACUCUUCUGUGCUCCGUCACGCCUCUGUGUAUAUAAAACAAUGUUCUUCUUCUGUGGUGUACAAUAAAUGAUGCUUUUUA